UCCUGUAAACAAAGAGGCUACUGUCCGUCUGUCAGUAGCGUUCGUGUGUUCUCCAUCACUUUCUUCGUCCUUUUCGUCGUGUUUGGACCAUGGCCCAGGCUGGAGUGGUUCUGGAUAAGGACCAGUUUAACUGUUCAAUAUGUCUGGACGUGUUGAGAGACCCUGUGACCAUUCCCUGCGGACACAGCUACUGCUCGGUCUGUAUACAGAACUACUGGGACCAGGACGACUAUCUGGGGAUCUUCGCGUGUCCCCAGUGUAGGCAGAACUUCAACCCGAGGCCUCUGCUGGCCAGAAACACCAUGCUGGCCGACGUGGUGGAGAAAUUUAAAAAGACCGGACUGCAAGAGGCCGCCACACCCGUGAACCAAAGCUUUGCUGCGGCAGACGACGUGGAGUGCGACGUCUGCACCGGGAGGAAGAACAAAGCUGUAAAGUCCUGUCUGGUGUGUCUGGCCUCCUACUGCGACGUCCACCUGCAGCCCCAUUUCGAGUCUGCUGCCUUCAAGAAACACAAGCUGGUGUCUGCCUCCAAGAAACUCCAGGAGACGAUUUGUACCCGACAUGACAAGCUACUGGAGGUUUACUGCCGCACAGAUAAACGGUGUAUCUGUUACCUGUGUCUGACUGACGAGCAUAAAGGACAUGACACGGUGCUGGCUGAGGCUGAGAUUCAACAGAGACAGAGGGAGCUUGGUGACAUGAAGCAGAGCUCUCAGCUGAAAAUUCAGCAAAGGGAAAAGGAGGCACAGGAGCUGAGACAAGCCAUUUUCUCCCUCACUCGUUCUGCUCGGACAGCAGCCGAGGAGAGCGAAGCUGUCUUCACUGAGCUGAUCCGCUCGAUCGAGCUGAAGCGUUUCGAGGUGAGAGAGCUGAUCAAAGCGCAGGAGAAGAUGGCGGUCAGUCAGGCUGAGCAGCUGCUGGAGAAGAUCCAGAAAGAGAUCGCUGAGCUGAAGAGAAACGAGGCUGAACUGGACAAACUGUCCCUCACUGACGAUCACAUCCAUUUCCUCCAGAGUUGUCAGUCUGUCCAUGCUCCACCUGUGCUGUCAGCUCUGCCUACAGUCAGUGCUGACCCCGGCCUCACCUUUGUCCCUGUGAUGACAGCUGUGUCGGACUUUAAAGGGCUGCUGCAGGAGGUCUGCCAGGGAGGAUUUGUGAGCAUCUAUGAGAGAGUGAGAGAUGUAUUCAUAAUAAGUCCUCAAAGUCCUGCUGUACAGCUCAACACAACACAGCCUAGUGAGGGAGCAGCAGCCGCACAAAUGGAAGCAACUCAAGUGACCUCUACACCUGGUCUAGACCAAAGUCCUGUGAACCCUCUGAACCCUUUCCUCAAUCCAGGACCCUCAGUGCCCACCUUCACUUUCUCACCCUUUGGCUCCAAGUUCUCCUCAAGUUCCAGACAGAGGCACAUGCAGCGACGUGCUCACCCCAGGAGGAAGUAGAUGUAAAGUGGACUAGAAAAUCAACAUUUUACCUGAUACAACACGAGCUGAAUGUCAUUAUAUUACUGUACUCUCUUCCCCUUUUCCUCUCAUGAAACUGCAGUAACAUUGAGGCAUUGUCUAUUUAAGAAUUCACCAUUUGCCAUUAAUUGAACCGUGUUGGCUUCCAUGAUUAACUGUACUUGUAUCUUGUAUUAUGAUGGAGAAAAUGAGACAAGACAAACAUUUGUAAGAACCGUAUUAAUUUUAAGUAUUAAGCCUGAGACAGCACACAGCUCUAAGUAUCAUUAUUUUCAGUAUUUUUAAGGACGUUGCCUUGAAAUGUAUUAUUGUUUUAGUUGUUUUAAAGUUAUUCCUCUGACACUUAUUUUUAACCAAACCUACAGAACAUUCUGCUUUACAAAUGUGCGUGUGUGAUAAUAUAUUGUGAUUUGUGACAUGCUGACAUUAAAAAGAAAUCAAAUGAGCUUGUAAAAA
Cheilinus undulatus (humphead wrasse) is the source of this 1922-nucleotide messenger RNA. RefSeq names its product finTRIM family, member 67 (gene ftr67). The transcript is spliced from 7 exons. Gene Ontology annotation, molecular function: zinc ion binding. The record is from RefSeq and is a predicted model, not a curated record. Lineage: Eukaryota; Metazoa; Chordata; Actinopteri; Labriformes; Labridae. Bases 90 to 1445 code for a protein of 451 amino acids.